This is a messenger RNA of Calliphora vicina (urban bluebottle blowfly), 1509 nucleotides long. It is a transcript of the gene Tango4, whose product is annotated as transport and golgi organization 4. The record is from RefSeq and is a predicted model, not a curated record. Gene Ontology annotation, cellular component: precatalytic spliceosome; Prp19 complex; catalytic step 2 spliceosome. Gene Ontology annotation, biological process: mRNA splicing, via spliceosome. Gene Ontology annotation, molecular function: protein binding. Lineage: Eukaryota; Metazoa; Arthropoda; Insecta; Diptera; Calliphoridae. The transcript has 2 exons. Bases 30 to 1436 code for a protein of 468 amino acids.
UAAUUGUAUAAAAAUACCAUAAAACAGCCAUGGAGGAGGUUCAGCGACACAGUGUUCAUACCCUAAUUUUUCGUUCUUUAAAAAGAACCCAUGACAUGUUCGUUUCAAAUCAGGGAGCUCUGCCAGAAAUUGAUGAUAAAUUAGAAAAAAUUAGAAAAUCUAUUAAGGCACGUGACAGUUAUGGUUUGGUAUUCGAUCGAGCUGCCCAAGCAGCAGAGUCCAAAAAGUAUUCCAACGGUGGUGUUGGUGCGGGUAUGGAUGCUUUGGAAGGUCCAGAAAAACCUUUAGCCAUUACAGAUGGCUCUAAAGACAAUAUGGCUUUAUUAGCAGGAAAUAACAAAAAUGGCGAUAUACCCAUCAGCAAUUCAUUGGUUUCAGCACCUGGCAUGCGUUCGGCCACAGGAGGCAGCAAUGUCCAGUUGAUACCCAAAAAAGCUCCCACAAUUCCAAAACCCACUUGGCAUGCUCCUUGGAAGUUGUCGCGUGUUAUAUCUGGACAUUUGGGUUGGGUACGUUGUAUUGCUGUGGAGCCGGGUAAUGAAUGGUUUGCCACCGGAGCUGGUGAUCGCGUUAUAAAAAUUUGGGAUUUGGCUAGUGGUAAACUGAAACUUUCCCUCACGGGUCAUGUAAGUACGGUGAGAGGUUUGGCUGUUAGUGCUAAACAUCCCUAUCUCUUCAGUUGUGGUGAAGAUCGUCAAGUGAAAUGUUGGGAUUUGGAAUAUAACAAAGUUAUUAGGCAUUAUCAUGGACAUUUAUCAGCCGUCUAUUCACUAGCCCUGCAUCCCACUAUCGAUGUUCUGGCGACUUCAGGACGUGAUUCUACUGCUCGCAUUUGGGAUAUGCGCACAAAAGCCAAUAUACACACCUUAACAGGCCACACCAAUACCGUGGCUAGUGUUGUAGCUCAAGCAGUUAAUCCUCAAAUUAUUACUGGUUCUCAUGAUUCCACAGUACGUUUAUGGGAUUUAGCUGCCGGCAAAAGCGUAUGUACUCUGACGAAUCAUAAAAAAUCCGUACGUAGCGUAGUUUUACAUCCCAAUCUGUACAUGUUUGCCUCAGCCUCUCCGGACAACAUCAAACAAUGGCGCUGUCCCGAGGGUAACUUUGUGCAGAACGUCUCUGGUCACAAUGCUAUUGUCAACUGUAUGGCUGUCAAUCCGGAUGGUGUUAUGGUUUCGGGUGGUGACAAUGGCACCAUGUUCUUUUGGGACUGGCGUACUGGCUACAAUUUUCAACGUUUUCAAGCACCCGUCCAGCCAGGUUCUAUGGACAGUGAGGCUGGUAUCUUUGCCAUGUGUUUUGAUCAGUCAGGUUCUCGUCUUAUAACAGCUGAAGCUGAUAAGACCAUUAAAAUUUACAAGGAAGACGAUGAAGCCACUGAAGAAACACAUCCUGUCAAUUGGAGACCAGAGAUUUUAAAGAGACGCAAAUUUUAAUUUAAGUUUGUUAAGAAAUUUGUAUUUAGUUUUAAUUAAUAAUAAAGUAAACUAUUUUUUAAAUGUAUACAAA